Sinocyclocheilus rhinocerous is the source of this 689-nucleotide messenger RNA. RefSeq names its product homeobox protein Mohawk-like. Gene Ontology annotation, molecular function: DNA-binding transcription factor activity, RNA polymerase II-specific; RNA polymerase II cis-regulatory region sequence-specific DNA binding. Lineage: Eukaryota; Metazoa; Chordata; Actinopteri; Cypriniformes; Cyprinidae. Gene Ontology annotation, biological process: cell development; regulation of transcription by RNA polymerase II; muscle organ development. The annotation marks the transcript as partial. Gene Ontology annotation, cellular component: nucleus. The transcript is spliced from 4 exons. The record is from RefSeq and is a predicted model, not a curated record.
GAUCUUAGAGCGGAGAACAUGUGAGAGGGGAAUGGGAAACUGGAAACUGGAUUACAUUUUACAGAAAGACGCAAAAGGGGUUACGUUCAGGAUUUUGACAAGGCGCAGCGGCUCCGUUGAGUAGGUACCUAGGACAUCCCCACGGCGGCCAGGGCGCUUUCAGCGGACACUGGGGGAAAGAAGGACUAAUAUACCAAAGAUGAACACAAUUGUGUUUAAUAAGUUAAGCAGCCAGGUUUUAUUCGAGGAGAAGGCGAAUGAGGUGGAAAGAAGCAGUCGAAAUUAUUUAGAGGUGAUAGAUGGACAGCAUCCAGACCUGCUCGCCAGCAGCCCAGUCAUCAAAGACAACUCAGUUAUCCGGCACAGGAGAUCCGGGUCUCGUCAGAACCCAGGAAAGGUACGGCAUAAACGGCAAGCUCUGCAAGACAUGGCCAGGCCUUUGAAACAGUGGCUCUACAAACACCGGGACAAUCCGUACCCCACUAAAACAGAGAAAAUCCUUCUUGCGCUUGGCUCACAAAUGACACUUGUGCAGGUGUCUAACUGGUUUGCCAAUGCUCGACGGCGGCUGAAGAACACAGUUAGGCAGCCUGAUUUGAGUUGGGCCCUUAGGAUCAAACUCUACAACAAAUAUGUCCAGGGCAACGCAGAAAGACUGAGCGUCAGCAGCGAUGACUCCUGCUCUGAUG